Molecule: messenger RNA, 4176 nt
Organism: Chenopodium quinoa (quinoa)
Lineage: Eukaryota; Viridiplantae; Streptophyta; Magnoliopsida; Caryophyllales; Amaranthaceae
Product: phospholipase D delta-like
Exons: 11
Coding region: 661-3204 (847 amino acids)
Biological process (GO): phosphatidylcholine metabolic process; phospholipid catabolic process
Cellular component (GO): plasma membrane
Molecular function (GO): D-type glycerophospholipase activity; calcium ion binding
Source: RefSeq, a predicted model, not a curated record
GUGACUCUUGACCGAAUAAACCUUUACCAAUUAACCUAGCUACACAGUAUGGUCAGCCACAUAUGAAACUUUGUGUAUAGUUUAACUUUGAAACUAUUCUCAUAACAACUAACUUUGACUAUAUCAUUUACGAAGCACUACUUUAAAAAGAAAAAAAAAAAAGAGUAAUCUAACUAGGUUAGUUGAUUAAAUUCUUACAAUGUCAUACUCAAGACUCGAUCCUACAAGUCUCAACGAAGAUCUUUUAGAUAAAUCAUACCAAUUAUUUGGACCAUUCCUCUAAAAAACAGCCGCACCAUCUUCCACCAAUACAUCAUAUAUAUACACAACAUUAAACAGAAUAAAACAAUCACCUAAUUAAACUCAGCCGUUUAACAACUUUUCUCUCUCCUCGCCACGUAUAUCUCAACAUACGUCUCCCACACCCAAUUAUCAAACACCAUCAACAUUUUUUUUUUAAUUUUUCUUCCAUUCAAAUUUACUUCUCUUCUUCCUUACAUUAACCGGCAACCACCGGUUACCGGCAAACGUUUUUGCCGGGAACCGUUGACCCGCACUUCCUUGCUUACAUGUAACCGUCAACAUCCCCUUCAUUAACCGGUAACCUCCUCUUUACAUUUCCUAAAAUAUAAUAAUAAAAUUUAUUACAUUCACAUUUUAAUGGAGAACGAGAAAGAAAAUAAUCAUGGGAUCUACCUUCACGGUGAUCUCGACCUCCACAUUAUAGAAGCGCGUUGUCUUCCUAACAUGGACCUCUUCUCCGAAAACUUUCGUCGGGUUUUUUCCUCGUGUGGCGCUCCUUUUUCUAGGAGGAGGAAAGUAUCAUCCGAGGGGAAAAACCAUGAUCCGAAUCAUAAACUUCAUUUAAAGAAUAAUAAGAUCAUCACGAGCGACCCGUACGUAACGUUUAAUAUAGGAGGGGCAACGGUGGCACGUACCCGUGUGAUAUCGAACUCUCAAACCCCGAAAUGGGAGGAGCAUUUUAGUAUCCCCUUAGCUCAUGCUGUGUCUGAUGUUGAGUUUAAGAUCAAGGAUAAUGAUGUCCUAGGGGCUGACAUGAUCGGGACCGCUACCGUCCCGGCUUCGCUCAUUAUUUCAGGUGAGGUGAUCGACGACUGGUUCCCCAUUCUUAGAGACAACGGGAAACCUCCUAAGCCUAAAGCAGCGGUUCAUCUACGUCUCAGAUUCAUUCCAUGUGAUGCCAACCAGAGCAAUGCAGAUGGGGAACAUAGGGUGGAACGGAGCUACUUCCCUGCGCGACCAGGGGGAAGGGUGACAUUGUACCAAGACGCUCAUGUACUGGAGAACGAGUUGCCAAGGAUUGAGCUAGAACAAGGGGUGGAGUAUCAACAUGGGAGUUGUUGGGAGGAUAUAUGCCAUGCUAUAUUGGAGGCACAUCACCUGGUGUACAUUGUAGGGUGGUCAGUUUACCAUAAGGUUAAGCUGGUGCGAGAGCCUUCUAGACCGUUGCCUAAUGGAGGGGACUUGAGUCUAGGGGACCUAUUGAAGUAUAAGUCCCAGGAAGGGGUCAGAGUGUUGUUGCUUGUUUGGGAUGAUAAGACUUCCCAUAGUAAAUUCUUCAUCAACACACAAGGUGUUAUGCAAACUCAUGAUGAACAAACAAGGAAGUUUUUCAAGCAUUCCUCUGUCAUUUGCACUCUGUCACCGCGUUAUGCCAGCAGUAAGCUUAGCAUUAUCAAGCAGCAGGUUGUUGGUACCCUGUAUACACACCAUCAGAAAUGUGUCAUUGUGGAUUCUCAAGCACCUGGGAAUAACAGGAAGAUAACAGCUUUUUUGGGAGGUUUAGACCUUUGUGAUGGUCGGUAUGAUACCCCGGCACAUCGUCUCUUUCGUGACCUUGACACUGUUUUCAAUGAUGAUUACCACAAUCCUACAUUUGAAGGAACAAAGGGUCCUAGACAACCAUGGCAUGAUCUUCACUGCAAAAUUGAAGGGCCAGCAGCGUAUGAUGUGCUUACCAACUUUGAGCAGCGAUGGAGAAAAGCCACAAAAUCGUCUAUAAGACGGAAAAUCAAGAGCAUUUCUCACUGGCAUGAUGAUGCCUUACUGAAAAUAAAGCGUAUAUCUUGGAUACUUAGCCCUGUUAAUUGUGCAUCCCCAAACGAUCCAUCACUUUGGGCUUGUGAAGAGAAUGAUCCAGAGGGUUGGCAAGUUCAGGUUUUUCGGUCUAUAGAUUCAGGUUCUGUACAAGGAUUCCCAAAGGAUGUUCAGGAGGCUGAGUCUCAGAACCUGGUUUGUGCCAAGAAUUUGGUGAUAGACAAGAGCAUCCAAACAGCAUACAUUGAAGCAAUCAGAUCUGCUCAACAUUUCAUUUAUAUAGAAAACCAGUAUUUCCUUGGAUCAUCAUAUGCAUGGCCAAAUUACAAAAAUGCUGGUGCUGAUCAUUUGAUACCUAUGGAGUUGGCACUGAAGAUUGUUAGCAAAAUCCGAGCCAAAGAGAGAUUUGCUGUCUACGUUGUCGUCCCUAUGUGGCCUGAGGGUGUACCCACCUCUGCUUCCGUGCAAGAAAUUCUUUUCUGGCAGGGUGAAACCAUGCAAAUGAUGUACAGCAUAAUAGCACAGGAGAUUAAAGCAAUGAACCUCGAGGAUGCACACCCACAAGACUACUUAAAUUUUUAUUGUCUAGGAAAUCGCGAACCAGCCCUGGUCUUGGGAGAUAGUCCACUGUCAUCCAAAAAUGGUGAAGGGGUUCUACCUUCACAAAAGUACCGAAGAUUCAUGAUAUAUGUUCACGCCAAGGGAAUGAUAGUUGAUGACGAAUAUGUUAUAUUGGGGUCAGCCAAUAUCAACCAGAGAUCAAUGGCUGGUUCAAGAGACACCGAGAUAGCUAUGGGUGCUUAUCAACCGCAUCACACCUGGGGUAGAAAGAAGAGACAUCCACUCGGCCAGGUCUAUGGGUAUAGAAUGUCGUUAUGGGCAGAGCACCUAGGAGGGCUAGACGAUCUCUUUAAGGAAGCCGAAAAUUUGGAUUGUGUCAGAUCUGUAAACAAUAUAGCUGAUGAAAACUGGAAGAAGUUUGUAUCUGAAGAUUAUUUUCCAUUGCAAGGGCACCUCCUUAGAUAUCCUCUAGAUGUGGAUAAGGAUGGAAAGGUUCAGUCAUUACCUGGGCACGAAUAUUUCCCUGAUGUUGGUGGUAAGGUGCUAGGAGCUGCUAACUCCCUUCCAGAUGCACUCACUACUUGAAAGUUGAAACAUUGUUUGUUGCUUGAUCAUGCUGCUUUAACGCGCUUCUUCUGCAUAUAAUACCUGUGUACAAACUACAGAGUACAGACUGACCUUAUAUAACAUAACUAACACAUGACAGAGGAAUAGGAAAUUGGACAGUUUUUUUGCUUUUCGUUCCAUUCUUUUUUUCCCAAGUGGUUAUUCGGGUGAUUUUUGAACUUGUGAAGAUGAGAAGAUUACUUAAAACUUUAAUAUUUGUUAAAUAUGCAGUAACAAAGAUGUAUACUGUAUAGAAGAGUGGAUAAAUUGAGGUUACACUCUCAUUUCUACUUAAUUAUACGCCAGAAAUUGUCACUUGCUCCUGCAAAUAUUGGAUUAAGUAGUGUUUCUGGAAAUGGAAAAUUUCAGCAGAAUUCAUGCAAGAAAAUAUAUUAUAUGGUGGCAUUUGUGGUGUAAGUUAAAUUUUCGGUUUGCACUUAGCCAAACUUAAUGUCUUCAUGGUAUAAAUUUGCCUAAAUCGAAUCCAAUCCAAUAAUCUAAAUCACUUAAUUUGAUUUUUUUUUAUUUUUUUCCUAACAAGCAAUAAGGACCAAUGAUUUAAUAACCACCAUUAUAAAUCUACAAUAAUAAGUGAACAUUGCAAAAAAUAAAAAAUGAUUUCUAGAAUUUGUAGCCAAAAUUUUUGUUGUUGCUAUGUGUUGCAAAAGCUCAUUUUACCACACUAAUAAAGUAAUAAUGUACUCUUAAGUCUUAUUAUUCCUUACUUAACAACAUCAUCACUUUAAUAACACCCAAUAGAUUUAUACUUUAGAAGGAUUUUUGUCAAAUUUUUAUACAUAACGUACUAAUUAUGCAGGUAGCAUUGCUUACGUAACAAAUUUCUGUAUGAUUUAACUUAUUUUCGUCGCAAAUCAUUAGCCUCAAAUAGCAAAAUAUAAAAUUAUUAGCUCAUACAAGAUAUAAAACAAUAAUUAAAGGGAAGAAAAAAAA